Messenger RNA from Symbiodinium necroappetens, 840 nucleotides. Lineage: Eukaryota; Dinophyceae; Suessiales; Symbiodiniaceae. The record is from the annotation of a GenBank genome assembly.
AUGGGUGCCAUGACCUUCCGGGUGUGUCCUCAGCGCAACCAGGCCAGCCGGGCUCGUGUACGCUCCACGCCGGACGUGUUGCCACCUCCCGGCGCCACGUUGGGCGAGGUGUUGCUUCAGGAGCAGCUGGAAGAGGCUCCGAUCUCUGCGAAAGUUUUAACCACUUGGCCGCUGGAUUCGGAAGCCUCGACGGAGAGGUCCGAAAGCUCGACUGACAGAUCAAGGCGGCACAAGCAACAGAAGGCGGAGCUGCUGUCACCGCCUCCCUCCGGCUGCGUGCCGAAGGGCAGGCGGGCUCGAUGUGCGGGAGUUGAAGCUCCAGAGGACAUGGAUGCCUGGCAUCGUGCCACGUCUUUCUCGGAAGCUGUGAACUGUCUGGCCACGGAUGCCAACGGAGCUUCGGUCACAAAGCUGGCCUUGGUCGGAGUGAUGCUGACCGACGAGGAAGCUUCCAGACUUGCUGAUCAUCUUCACAGCAAUCCCAAUGUCUUGCGCCUCGCCCUGGUAGAAUGCAACCUCGGCGACCAGGCCGCCGAGCAUUUAGCCGAGGCCUUAGCCGCCAACGACGUUUUGACAUCUCUCUCCUUGGAGGGCAACCGGGUAGGCGAUCGGGGCGCCGGUCGGCUGGCCCAUGCUCUACAAAGGAACGAGGCUUUGACCUCUCUGAGCUUGGGCAGGAACUGCGUGGGAAACCAGGGUGUCAAGCAAUUGCUCGACGCCUUGGAGAACAACUACACGCUGCGAAUUCUGGACCUGACCAGCAACAGUGUCUCACGGCCUGGCUGGUCCAUUGCAGGUGACGGGCGAACGGCUAACCAGAAGCGCCUGCAGGCACGAUAG